AUGAAAUGCCCAUUUCCUAACCACAGAUCACAAGUUGAAAGAUUUUGUAUAAAUCUAACCUGUUGUGAAAUGUCGCGCUUAUCUUGCAAUGAAUGCUAUCAAUAAAGCUUCCAUUGUGGUCAUCAAAAAGAUUAAGAUUUAAUUACUAAUUUACCUGGUUUCAUAGAAAAUAUAUCAAAUUAAUGUGAAAAGGAUGUAAUUAAGAUACUUGGGGAUCUAGGAGAUAAAAUAGCAUUACUUUUUUUUUCAAUAAAAGAUAAAAUUAGGCUCUAAUUUUAAAUAUCAUCAUCAAGAUUAUAGAACCUAAAUAGCAAUUAAAUAAACUAAAUGCUAAGCUAACUAAUGGAAUUAAACAAUGUUAAAACAGAACUGACAGAAAUAGAAGUUAUAGCACAAAAUCUAUUAGAUGUGUUAAACCAAAAAUUAAAAAACCUUGGGUCUAAGGAAAAUGGUUAUUAGCAACCGUCUUGCUAAUAAUCUGCUGAAGCAAUAAACUAUUUCAUUGAAGGUAAAUCUUUUCUAUAAAUUAGGUUUGAAUUUAUUUUCAAAGGGAGAUUACCUGCAAGCCUUAACAUCUUUUAAUACUUCAUUAAAGUUCAACCCAAAUGAUAUAGAUGUAAUGUUAUGGAAAGGUAAAAAUUACAAUUAAUUAGGUGAUUGUUUAUUUUUUAAUAACUAAUUUAAUGACUCUCUUAUGUAGUUUAGAUAAGUUUGGAAAUUAGAUUCGACUAACAGUAAAUCCUUGCAAGGAAUAGGUAUGCUUUUAUAUCAUAGAAAAUAGGAGAUUCCCUAUAUAGGUUACAAUAAUACAAAGAAUCGAUCGAUUGGCUUGAUUAGGCGUUAAAUUAUAAUCCUUAAAAUGUGUAGGCAUUAUCAAAGAAAGGUAUUGAAUUUAGUAAUUUUAUUUAGGAGACUGUUUAAAGUAAUUGAAAAAAUAUUAAGAAGCUGUUACUUUCUAUGAAAAAGCCUUAGGUGAGAAACCAGAUGAUUUUUGGAUAUUAUAAUCAAAAGGUUUAUAAUUGGAAAUAUCUUAGGGUCAUGUUUAAUAAUGA
Paramecium octaurelia is the source of this 1052-nucleotide messenger RNA. The record is from the annotation of a GenBank genome assembly. Lineage: Eukaryota; Ciliophora; Oligohymenophorea; Peniculida; Parameciidae.